This is a messenger RNA of Fusarium fujikuroi IMI 58289, 1509 nucleotides long. Its product is annotated as related to transcription activator amyR. The transcript has a single exon. The record is from RefSeq and is a predicted model, not a curated record. Bases 1 to 1509 code for a protein of 502 amino acids. Gene Ontology annotation, biological process: DNA-templated transcription; regulation of DNA-templated transcription. NCBI's taxonomy places the organism in Eukaryota, Fungi, Ascomycota, Sordariomycetes, Hypocreales, Nectriaceae. Gene Ontology annotation, molecular function: DNA binding; zinc ion binding; DNA-binding transcription factor activity, RNA polymerase II-specific.
AUGUCAAGUCCAGUGGCGACAAAACUAUCAAAAGUCAGGCAAGCAUGCGACGUCUGCCAUAAGCGAAAGAUUCGCUGUAAUGGCUGUCGGCCGUGUCACAAUUGCCAAGGUUUGGACAUAAGCUGUACUUAUUUGGCGAUACCUAAAAAGACGGGACCUAAAGGACCGCGAUAUGUUCGGAGGCCCAGACAGCGACCGGCACCAACUACAUUUUCAUCCACCAGCCCUGAGGUUAACAUCCCCAGCAUCAAGUCAAACAACACGGCAUCUGCACCAUGUCCGAAACAGUUCAUAGAGUCGCCUCAAAUGACUGACGCAGUUAUUCGAUGGUGUCUCGACGCGUACUUCAAGCAUAAAUACCCACUUACCCCAAUUCUACAUCGCCCUCACCUCGAACAAACACCAAGAUCAACAGAGCAGUAUGGCUUAAUAACCGCAUGUUGUGCUGUGAUCGCCCUAUCGCCAGAAAUACUAUCGCCUUGUCCCGUGGAGGACAAUUUCGCAAUUCCGUCUGCCGAUUUCUUAAUAGCGGAAACUCUUCGUGCAAGAGAGUAUUGCAAUCUCAUUGAACACCCAUCUUUGAUGCAUAUCCAAACGUCAUUCUUUCUUCACGCUGCAUUCUUCUCAAUAAAUAAAGAUAAUUCGGCUUGGUAUUACCUGCAGGAAGCUAUCACAAUGCUUCAGACAUUACGUUUGCACGAGGAGACUACCUACGCUGAUGAUGAUGCGGGUGACCAAAUCUUUGUCAAGUACGCUCAGCGGAUGUUUUGGGUACUCUUCAUCACUGAGAGAGCAUAUGCUUUGCAAAGAAAUCGCCCGAUCAGAUUGCAAGACACACUAAAGCUUCCAGACGUCGACCCAAUGUCGUCUGACGCAGAGAUUCUACGCGGCUUUCUUGAUCUCAUCUCCCUCUUUCGCCCAUUCGGCCAAGACUUCAUCUCGCAGUGGAACUCCCCAGCAUCAUCCACUUCGACAGACUUCGCAAACCUAUUCCGAUUGCAGUAUCUUCUCAAACAUUCGCUUCCGAACCUUUCAAAUCACUCCCAAGUCCAACAAGCAGAUCUUCUCAUAUCGCGCCAAUGGCUCAAGAUCGUUGUCUGGAAAUUGUGCGCUUCAAAGAGGGUUCUCUCAACUGCCAAUAGCGAGGAUGUGAUGUCAUUGCACUACCCAGCCAGUAUCGCACGCGACAUCGUGAUGGUAUCGCAAUUACUGCCGACUCAGGCUUUUGAGGCUAAUGGAAUCGGGAUUGUUGAGAAGGUCUUUGAUGUUGGCUGCUCGUUGGCGGAUCUGCUAUCGUUGGUACCUCUGGAAUACCAGGGCUCAACUAUCGAUGUUGGGGUUAUUGAUACACUUAUGGAGACAGUGAAAAUUGUUGGGACGAGGUUUGGGGGCAGUUAUCGGCACUUGGACAUAUUGGUUGGCAAGGCGAGCGGGUGUCUUCUAAUGAACGUGGAUCGAAGUCUUCCUCCACCAGAUGAUGACAAUCAGGACAAUAUGGAGGAGAUCUGA